AAUCUGGGAGCCAAAGUAUCCUCGUCAGUACAAGACCACUGGGGGGGCCUUCAGGCUUCAGCUAAACCAGGUUCGUAUUGCGUUCUUCCGUGCUACUGCUUCUCUAGCUAGCUUUCAGGUGUGCUUCGACGAGAUCUUGCCCUGCUAUACGCCGCUGAUCCAUGUUUCCUUUGUGCGUGUUAUCGUUUUGCCAUCGCGUUGUGCUGCGGGCUGCACACAGUAUUAAACCUGGCAUAGCUUCAUCCUCUGAUUUUCUAAGUCCUUUUCUCCUUUCUACGGAUCAUCGUGGUCGUGGAGCAAAAACUGAUUUUAAGACUUGGAAAAAGAGGAGACAAACAUAUAGAUGGAGUCCCACACGCAGGUAGGGGCGCUGCUGGAAGAAAAUGACACAUGGGAGAAGAAACUACAGGAUCCAAGCGCAACUCCAAUGUUUCUGCCAUUUGAAUUUUUGACAGAAAUCACAUGUAAUUUUUCCUCUGAGCGAGAACUUGGCAGAGGUGGCUAUGGGGUGGUUUACAAGGGAGUUCUUCCGAGCGGGAAAACUAUUGCUGUGAAGAAGCUGUUUGACUUACAUAGGCUGGAGGAUGAGAAAUUCCGGAAGGAAGUCAGUUAUCUCAUGGGGAUCAAGCACAGAAACGUAGUGCUGUUUGUAGGUUACUGUGCCAAAUCUAGUUGGGAAGCGAUAGACCUACAAGGAGGCGGGAAUUAUAUUUUAGCUGAAACACGAGAAAGAUUGCUCUGCUUUGAGCAUGUAUGUAAUAAAAGCCUUGACAAGUAUAUUUCUGAUGAAUCUUCUGGCCUCGAAUGGGAAAUGAGAUAUGAAAUAGUAAGAGGAAUUUGCGCUGGUUUGCAUUACCUUCAUGAGGAAUGCCAUAUUGUUCAUCUGGAUCUGAAACCAGAAAAUAUACUGAUGGAUGCUACUAUGGUGCCAAAAAUUGCGGAUUUCGGUUUGUCAAAGAUCUUUGGUGACAAGCAAACCCGGAUCAUAACUGUAAAUCGUCCAGGAACACAUGGAUAUAUGGCACCAGAAUACUUAAUCCAAGGUGUAGUUUCCAUCAAGGCAGAUAUAUACAGUUUGGGUGUUAUUAUUAUUGAGAUACUCACCGGUUAUAGAAACUAUCCCCUGAGUUCUCUUCCACAUUUCCAACAAUUAAGCGAGGACAACAGUCGCCAGAUUACCGCAUCUUUCCAGUACUUCAAAGAAAAUAUACUUGAAACUUGGAGAAAAAGGCUGCAGAAGUCACAGGGAGACACAAUCUUGGAACAAAUACGAGUAUGCGCUGAGUUAGGGAUACAAUGCGUUGAAUUUAACCCAGAGAAUAGACCAGUUACAAGGCAUAUGAUCGAUAGGCUUGAUGAAGUGAACAUUAUGGACAUAUCUAUCAAAAGUAGCGAGAGCAGUACUCCGCCAGUAUUGCAGGUAGGAGAAGCUUCGGAUACUGUGCAGCAAGGAGAUACGAGGUCCAAGAUAAGUCGCGAGCAAGAGGAGGGCUGUGAGGUGCAUAAUGCGGAAUUGGCUGAUGUUUAUGAAAAUAUCAGAGCAGCGGAUAUCAAAUCUGAGAUUAAAGUACCUUUUCAUAGGGUUACAUGUGAAGUUAAUAAGCAUCAUGUCCUGGAGAGCAUGCUACGUGAUGAAAGUGUUGAGCCAACAUGUCUUGAGUUAUCACUCUUAGAAGACAUCACGAAUAAUUUCUCCAAAGACCACGAGAUUGCCAGAAGUCGGUUAGGAGUGCUUUACAAGGGCAAGCUUUCAUCAGGGAGUACUGUUGUUGUUAAGAGGCUCGCAAUUGCCAGUGCAGUUGAAGAUUCACUAUUUCUUCAUGCGGUCAAUUCCUUGAUGAGUAUUAAGCACCGUAACAUCGUACGGUUUCUAGGUUAUUGUUCUAAUGUACAAGAGAAGGUGACAAGGGAAGGGGACACAAGCAUUAUUGUUAUGGUGCGAAAGAGAUUGCUCUGCUUCGAGUAUCUACAUAAAGGAAAUCUCCAGAAGCAUCUUACUGAUGAAUCUCGUGGGUUUCAUUGGCACGCACGGUACCAAACAAUUAAAGGAAUUUGUCAAGGCUUGCAGUAUCUGCAUGAUGAUUAUAUUCCUCAUCUAGAUCUGAAACCAGACAAUAUACUGUUUUCUGAGACAAUGGUGCCAAAAAUAUUGGAUUAUGGUUUUUCAAGAGUCUUUACUAAUGAGAUAAGACAAACUAUCUUUAAAAACAUUGAUGGAUCGCUGGCAUGCAUGGCGACACCGGAAUACUUGACUGGUUCAGAAAUCACACUUAAGUCUGACAUUUACAGUUUGGGGCUUAUAAUUAUGCAGAUAGUAACUGGACCAAACAACAUGGACUACUCGAACAUAGCGAGUAUAGUUGAAAGUUGGAGAAGUAGGUUGGAAUUGGAGGCGUCAAAGGAGCACACGUUUGAAACAUGUUACCAGCAAGUAAAAGUAUGCGUUGACAUAGGGAUGCGCUGCAUGGACCAUGACCCCCGGAACAGACCCGUUACACAGUAUAUCAUCAAUUGUCUUGAUAGAAUGGAAAGGGAGCGGUCGGUCGGAAGUUACAUGAUUUUUCCUUCCGAAUCAACAUCACAACCAUCAGAUGAGGAAUUAAAAGAGUCACCAGUGCCACAUGCUCCACCAGCUGUACAACCAGUAGGCCGUAAGAUAGUGCUUAAUGUGCCGAUGAAUUACAAUAAGAGCAGAUCAGUCAUCAUGGAGGUUGCUUCAAAGAUCACAGGGAUCAUGUCGUUGGCAUACGACAGCGACAAGAGCACGCUGACGGUUGUUGGGGACGUGGACCCGGUGGCAAUUGUGACCAGACUGCGCAAGAUGAAAUACCCAGUGGAGGUAGUUGCAGUGGAGGUGAUUAGGACAAAGUAACACUGCCCCGGGUGCCAAUCCUACUACAUCCCCGUCCAAGACCAAGAGUCCGACUCCUGCACCAUCAUGUGAGAGAUUAUCCAGCACGGCGCAAAAUCUGCACAGUCUACUUCGAGUGAGUGGCGCUGGUGCUGGCAUAUAUGUGAGGAUGGUGAGAGUCAGUCACCGGGGUGAGAUAAUACCUUCGUUCCGACAAUCAAGCAGACACAUUCUCAAAUAGGGUCUGGGAGAAUGGUCUUUUCUUAGCAAGCAGUUGAUCAAGACAAACCUUACUGUUGGUGAUUGCAAUUUGGAUCAGUGUCGGCUUGGAAACUUCAGCCGUUGAUGAGCCGGUGUGGAAGAAAUUGGCUGAGGUGUUGAUGUAAAUAUGUGAUAUGAAAUGUUCGGUUAGAGAAGGACAUUCACAUUUCCAGGAUCAUUCUAUGGAGGAUGCGAGCUUUCCAAACGUUCCAGGGCCUCGCGCAGAGGAGGCUACAUAGGAGAUCUUCUCUUCUUUUUUUUUUGAUAAUGAGGAGAUCUUCUCAUAUACUUUUCGGAUUCAAUGAAUCAAGCUACAAGGAGUAAUAGUAUAGUAUAUUGUGGAUUUUUUUUUUUACAUUUAUGUUCUGAAUGGAUGGGUUUCCUUACAUAGCCCACAAGUUGUUUCCAUUUCCCCCAUUUUCAUGUCUCCCCUGCAGUUUUCAGUUCAAAAAAUACUGCAGCAUGGAGCACACACACCGAAUUCAGCGAUUACCAUAAUUUGAAGGAAAGUUGGUCUCGGCAUGAAGUCUGAGAAGAAAAACA
Molecule: messenger RNA, 3655 nt
Organism: Lolium rigidum
Lineage: Eukaryota; Viridiplantae; Streptophyta; Magnoliopsida; Poales; Poaceae
Exons: 15
Coding region: 344-2872 (842 amino acids)
Biological process (GO): protein phosphorylation
Molecular function (GO): ATP binding; metal ion binding; protein kinase activity
Source: RefSeq, a predicted model, not a curated record